Messenger RNA from Pelmatolapia mariae (spotted tilapia), 6477 nucleotides. It is a transcript of the gene gabrr2a, whose product is annotated as gamma-aminobutyric acid type A receptor subunit rho2a. The record is from RefSeq and is a predicted model, not a curated record. The transcript has 9 exons. Gene Ontology annotation, biological process: chloride transmembrane transport; nervous system process; chemical synaptic transmission. Gene Ontology annotation, cellular component: synapse; neuron projection; plasma membrane. Lineage: Eukaryota; Metazoa; Chordata; Actinopteri; Cichliformes; Cichlidae. Gene Ontology annotation, molecular function: chloride channel activity; GABA-A receptor activity; extracellular ligand-gated monoatomic ion channel activity. The coding region runs from base 354 to 1796 and encodes 480 amino acids.
AGAACGGCAGAAAGUAAUGUUUCAGGUUGGAGUUAGCAUAGAUACAGAGAAUUCAUUAUCUGUCAGUCCUCACAGUGGCAGUCUUACUUGUAUGUGUGUGUUUCCUCUCGGUACAUGCAGGCUGCAGAUGUUCCUCUUGCGCUCUCUCGCUCGCGGGAAAUAAGUGCAGGCAGAGUGCAGGAUCACACACAGACACGUUCCUCUCCAGCUGCCUCGUGAGGCAGAGUGUGAUGCCAUGAGCGAGACAACGUCCAUCCUCUGCUGACAACCAUGAGCAACCGACUGAUUCCUGCUGUAAUGAACCGUCUGAAAAGGACUUUUAAGGGACUCGCCGAUAGAUUCACGCAGUCAAGAUGCGUUAUUUGACCAAAUCUCUGAUUUUAUUUCUAUGUUUUGCCAUUACCGGGGAAUGUUAUAAGCACGGUCACCGGGUGCGAAGGUGGGCCGGUACUGGGGAGACCCCAAAGCAUGGCACCUCCUUGUCAAAGAAGCCUCCAGAUGUGACGAAAUCUCGCAAAAUGAAGACAGAACACCUGCUCAAAGUAGAUGACCAUGACUUCACCAUGAGGCCAGCAUUUGGAGGUCCUGCAAUCCCUGUUGGAGUGGAUGUUCAGGUGGAGAGCUUGGACAGCAUCUCUGAAGUUGAUAUGGACUUCACCAUGACCUUGUAUCUGAGACACUACUGGAAGGAUGAGCGUCUGUCCUUCACCAGCAGCACCAACAAGAGUAUGACGUUUGAUGGCCGUCUGGUGAAGAAAAUUUGGGUCCCUGAUGUCUUCUUUGUCCACUCUAAGAGAUCCUUUAUCCACGAUACGACUACUGACAACAUCAUGCUCCGGGUCUUUCCUGAUGGACAUGUGCUUUACAGCCUGAGAGUAACAGUAACAGCAGCCUGUAACAUGGACUUCAGUCGCUUUCCUCUGGAUUCUCAAACCUGUUCACUGGAACUGGAGAGUUAUGCUUACACAGAUGAAGACUUGAUGCUGUACUGGAAGAGCGGAGAUGAGUCCCUCAGCAUUGAUGAUCGUAUCUCCUUAUCACAGUUUCUUAUUCAGAAGUUUCAUACCACAUCUCGCUUGGCCUUCUAUAGCAGCACAGGCUGGUACAAUCGUCUCUACAUCAACUUCACAUUGAGACGCCACAUCUUCUUCUUCCUGCUGCAGACGUACUUUCCCGCCACACUCAUGGUGAUGCUUUCAUGGGUGUCAUUCUGGAUUGACCGCCGGGCUGUGCCAGCCAGAGUCUCCUUGGGCAUCACCACAGUGUUGACCAUGUCCACUAUCAUUACUGGAGUGAAUGCCUCCAUGCCCAGGGUCUCCUACAUCAAAGCUGUGGACAUUUACCUCUGGGUCAGCUUUGUCUUUGUCUUCUUGUCUGUGUUGGAAUACGCUGCUGUCAACUACCUGUCCACUGUCCAGGACCGUCGAGAGCGCAAAAUGAGAGAGAGAGUGCGGUCUCAGUCACUGCCCUGUACCUGUGGUAUUUCCCAAACACGAACCAUGACCAUGUUGGAUGGCACCUACAGUGAAGCUGACACCAAUAGUUUGGCUGGCUACACUGAAGAGCCCAUAGUACCUGAGGAAGUACAGGCAGACAUGCACGAGGUUUCUGAUAAACCUGAUCAUAUGGUGGUACACCUGUCAGUGAGUAGUGAGUCCACAACAACAAAGAAGAAGAAGAGCCUUCGUGCCCUCAACAUCAUGCAGAACACGCAUGCCAUUGACAAAUACUCCCGAAUGAUUUUCCCUGGUUCAUACAUCUUCUUUAAUCUUAUCUACUGGUCAGUAUACUGCUAAACAACACUGUCAGUCAAGACUGAGGCCAGUGGGGACAUUAGCAUACACAGACAGUAUGAAUGCUACAUCAGUGAGACAAGGGACUAAUUCUGAGUGCUGUUGUGCUGCUAAAUCAUUAUAAUGAAGGACAUGAGCAAAACAUGUCUUAAAUGUUUCCAAUGUGACUAUGGGAUGUCAUUCAGUUAAAAAAACAAAAGAUAUAAAUUCUGUUCCAAACCACUGAUUCUAAUUCUUGUCGUCUCUUUUAGCUUUGUCAGUUGUCAGCUGCUAUUGAAAAGAUCUUUGUACAAAUUACUGCUAUUCCUGAUAUGAUGAAGAAACCGUAUAUUUUGUAUUUUAAUUGUAUAGAUAAAGAUACAGUGUAUAGUGUCUGUAUUUAUGCCGUGAGGUAUUGAUAGUUUAUUUAUAUUUAUUGUUAUGAUUUUUAACAAUCAUAAAAUGAAAGUCACAAUGAGGUGCAUUGUUAAUCAUGACUCAGUUAUUUUCAUAUAUAUAUGAUAGAUAAAUAAUGAACUCUGAUCAUAUUUGUAAGACAGUUAUUUCAGCUAAAAUGAUAUUCUGACCUAAGAUUGAGGAACACACAUUAAGAGCUCUCCGAGGUUGUACUCUGUUAGUAUGCGCAUCAUCUUAAAGGCGAAUAAGUGCUUUUGCUUUAACAUGGAUACCUGCUUCCAUUUUGCUGCUGUCAGCUACAGCAUUCUCACUAUAUGCUGGAUAGAGUUCUAGAAACAAAUAUGGGAACAGCUCAAAUGUUUUUGUGAAGAAUGGCUUCUAAAAAUAUGAAAAAAAUUGAUUAAAUACAAAGUGAAGCUGAUGAAUGUCAAUAUAGUAACAUUAGUGGAAAAUAAUACAUAAUCAUAAACUUUUCCCUGUCAGUAUAAAAACUGACAAGGAACUCAGGAUUCAUGCCGUGGAGAACAAUAAUAUGUAUACCAAAGUUCCUUGUAAUGUAACCAUAACUGCAGAGAUAUUUCACUUUCCUAGGACACUAGUAACACAUGACAAAGAUCAAAGGUCUGUUAGUCAGUAUUAGAAGUUGGGCUGAUCAUAUAAUGGCUAACUCAACAGUAACUCAGGUGCUGUUAGCAUCUUGCUGGUGAUUGAUCAACACAAUCACAUAAAAAAAAACAAUCAAUUCUCAAAAGACUGAGAAAUAUGUGGAUAUGUGUAGCAAUGGGUUUGUUUCAAUAAUGUGAAUAAUUAUUAGUCUGUGCAUGGUUCAGAGCAAAGAUUUGGUCUGCUGCUAUUUUUCACACUUCUUUAGUCUGAAAGCCUCAGUCUGGCAGGACUUAUUUACAAUUUUUUACACUCUUUUAAAUAAAAUUUAAAAUGCAAAAAAUAUUUGGAUGGAAACAGGCAAGUUCCAGAAUUUUUCAUGUGCACAGGCUGUGGUGGGAAUUUUAAAAGUGGUUAAAAAUUCAGCUAGUUCUAAUGAUUUUAAAUGUUCAAACUCCUGCCUCCUUAAGUAAGGUUUAGAAGUAGUGCUGUCAGUGUUAAUAAAUGUUAAUAACAAGAUUAACGCUGACAGCACUAUUUAGAAGACAUGACUGCCUCAUAAGAGUACAUUAGCUGAAUUGAAGCUCAAGUUUCAGCAACAAGGUAACUGAGCUAAUAACAUAUACUCUGGUUAAUUUUUUUUCACAUUUUCCUUAAAACUCACCAUUUCAAAGUAACAGACCAGUAGGUAGUAAACCUAAUCACUGUGAGGCAUAUGAAGUGGUGUCCAUUCUUAGCCAGUCAUCAUCACUGUUGAAAGGAAGGUGUGCUCAAUUAGCACAGUGAUGGAUACUCAUUCAUCUAACAAUAUAGACUGGUAAUGUUACUAUUAUUUAGUAUUUUCUAGCCAAAGGUGAUGGAAUGGGAGAGGUUUAAAUGGGCCCAGCUUCGGCUUUACAAGUUUCAGAAAACAUGGCAUCAAAAAGGUCAUCAUAAACAAGAAGUUUUUAGAAGACACCUCUGAAAAAAAUUGUUCUACAAAUUAGAUAAAAGGAUAAAAAUCAAUUUUGGAUGCCCAUUACCUUCAGACCCUCAGAUGACACUGAAUUAAGAACAGGUGUCAUUCUAUCAUGAACUGCAUAGGCUCAGGAGCACCUCCAGAAAUCAUCUGUGAAGACAGUUUGAUGGCUGUAGAUUAAAACUCUGUUAUACAAAGAAAAAAUUGACUUAAACAAAGUGGAAAACACUUCUGUAAUAAGACAAACUGAAAUUUGAAAUUGUUUUGGAAAACGGAAUUGAGCACUUGCUCCUCUGGAUUAAACAGGAGAGGGACCAUCUGCCUUUCUAUCAGGACUCAGUUUAAAGCCUCCAUCCCUGAUGGUGUGGGGAGCAACUUAUGUACCAUCCAGAGUAUGGCUUCAGGGAAGGGUUUGCAUAUUUCAGUAAAACCACAUACUGCAUCUCUUCCAGCAGCAUGGCCUUGUACUAGAAGCAUCUGGCUACCAACUGAAAAACAUUUGGUGUGUCUUGAAAUGAAAAACAUGAGAAAAAAGACCCGGGACUGUUGAGCAGCUAGAAUAAUCUAUCAGACUACAAUGGGGCAACAAUAUUUCUCUCCCAAAAGAGCAAGAUCUCCUCAGUUCCCAGACAUUUACAGACUGUUACCAAAACGAGCGUAGUGCACCUCAGGAGGUAGCGCAGGUAAUCUGCUAAUGGUGGUUCAAUCCCUGGCUGCUCAGUUGACAUGCAAAGUAUCAUUGAGCCAGAAACUGAACCCUAAGCUACUUUCUGAUGCAAUUAUUGGAGUGUGACUGUUAGAAAGCACUUAGGUGUAGAAAAAAGGUGCUGGUGUGAAUGAGAUAAGUUGUACAAAGCACCUUGAGAGCUCCAGGAGAAUAUAGGAACCAGUCCAUUUACCAUCUUUGGGUUCCCCAACACACACCACUGGACACAAGUCUCUUGUUAUGCUUGUCCAAAUAUUAUACUAGACCAAACCCAGUUCGCUCAGUUUUAUUAACUGUCAGAGCUACAGUGACUUCCAAUCAAAGUCAACACCAACCACACCUCAGUGCCAGCUUACCAAGUGUCCACAUAAAUAGAAGAACAUAGCAAAAUAGAAAUGGCCUCCUCUGGUACUGCCCCUGAACCCUCUGUUCCACAAAGACGAGUCGUACUAAACAUGGUCCCAACUUUUAUCAAAUUUAAAAUUAGCUAUUUUUUUCUUCUUAAAAUUGUACAUUUUCUCAGUUUCAACAUUUGAUGUAUUUUCUAUGUUCUGUUGCGAUUAAAAGAUGGGUUUGUAACAUUUUCAAAUUGUUGCAUUUUAUUUAAAAUUUACAUUUAAUACAGCAUCUCAAAUGUUUUCAGAACUGCUCUUAUAUUUAAAGUUGUGUUUGAAGCCACAUGUGACUUGGGAUUAUGUUUUGUAAACUGCUGCAAUUGCAAUCAAUACUAUGGGUAAAAAAAGGAAACUACCUACCUCUUCUGGUGUCAUGUUUUCUAAAACAUUAUGUUUCUCAAACAUUGUCGUUUCUGUAUGAAGAUAACCACACAUUUAUGUAUUUCUAGCCACCGGUUUUCGGGAACCACUUUCACUCAGCAGGGAUUCAAGGUGCCUCUGACCAGUCUGCAGAUUCAGAUGUGAAACACUGAGGCCCUGUACUUCUUCCUGCUGUGUUUACAUGUUUCCUGACUUGUUAUUUUGUUAUGCAGUUCAACAAAAUGAAGUGUUAAAAACACACAAUUCUGCAGUGAUUAUGUCACGGGGUGUAAACGGACUCACGCGCAGACCAGGGAUCCUUGCAAGGAAGACAGUGAAUUUAUUUACAAAAAGACAACACCAGGUGAUAAUAUGUACACGUGCAAGAGGGGGGAAGGGGGGAGGUCCAGGGCUCCAGGGUCCGUGAGGUAAAAGGAGGGGGAUCGAACAGACUCCAAACGUUUCCAAAUUUCUCUCCUCUCUCCACCACAAGGUCGUACACGCCACACACUCGCUCGUAGGCGGGGCCGGGUACGGGAAAGAUCUGUACACAGAAACUCCGGUUAGAAACAGACUGAGAGAAAGCAACUCACAGAUUCUAAUUUUCUGACUGCAGGGGGACUGACGCUGAUAGCUCAACGAUCCAGCGACGAGUAGCACAGUGCUGCCAUCUUAAGUAGGGCUCGGGAUUACGAAGAUAGGCAGCAGGUGUGGAGAUGGCAGGUGCGUGGGCCAGGGGCGGGAGCCCAUAAUGAGCACCAAUGAGCAUAAUGAGCUGAUCAUGCAAACAGUUCUUUUAGCCCGUUCUAAUUUAAUCACAUCAUACUGAGAUGAUAUUUGACACUUCCUGAAUAUUUCAAAGAAUGUAUGUAUGUAAAGUACAAAGUUUGUUUGUUUUUUUUGUUUUGUUUUUAUACUUGAUAAUACAUUUAUACGUCAAACAAAUAUACUGUGACAAUUUUUUUCAAAUCCACCAAUUUUAUCCUAUGACAGCAACAGAUGUUACAGUAAUUCAGUAAUUCAAAAUUUGAUUAAGUUGAGUGACAAAUGACAUGUCCACAGUAAAGCUUUAUUCAUAUCGAUCGUCACUGUAUAGAUAUUUAUGUUUUUAUUUGGAAGCUGAUCCUGUAUCAUUAAUAAACAUGAAGCCUGUGGCUGAAAUGCUCUGUACACAUGAGUUGUUACUAUUUUUUUGGAUAUAUUAAACACAUUAACUCACUAAAUCCUCUCAUGUAAAAUUGCAGUAAUCCAUAUUUUAUGUUAGCU